Molecule: messenger RNA, 2437 nt
Organism: Condylostylus longicornis
Lineage: Eukaryota; Metazoa; Arthropoda; Insecta; Diptera; Dolichopodidae
Exons: 5
Coding region: 668-2359 (563 amino acids)
Source: RefSeq, a predicted model, not a curated record
AAGAGUAAUCAAAUAAAAUUCGUGUAUUUGCGCGAAUGUAAAACAAAAAAAAAACCAAAACCCAGGUCUGAGAAUUUAAAACGCCCGCUCCUUAAUUUUACAGAGUAAAAAAAGAAAAACAAAAAACGUUGUAAUGUGAAAAUUCAAUUGAAAAACAACAAAACUAAUUUAUUUUAAUACUUUUUUACAAUUUUAUUGUUUUUUAAAUUUUAUUUUUCCACUUUUUUUUGUUCUUCUAAAUUAAUUUUUUUCGUUUCUUUUUAAUUUUUUUUUUUUAAUGGCUUGAAUGGCUUAAAAAAUAUUUACCGUUAUUUUUAAGAACAUAAAAUUCCAUUUACUUUUUUGUUAUUGUUUUUCCUUUAAAAUUUUACUCUCUUCAUCUUUUAACAAAUUAACAACGCCAAGAAUUCAGGGGCAAAAAUAAAAAUUUUAUAGAGAAAAUAUUAGAAGAAGACGACACUGAAGCAACCAACACUGAAGUACCAUAAAAUCGUUUUUUUAGCAACCAAAAAAAAAAAGAAAAAUAAAUUUUAGAUAGAAAAAGUAUAUAGGAAAAAGAAAGGAUAACGAACGUUCAGAAAAAGGUUCACGAAAAUUAUUUUGAGAGAAAAAACAAAAUUUAUUUUUAAUAUUUCUAAAAUUAAUAAAGCAAAUAUUAAAUAAAUUAAUGAGGAAAAUGUUUACACAAACAGAGGUAAUGCCAGAGAAAAGUGCAAAAAUAUCAGGAUAUAUUCCUAAUUUCACUGGAAUCAUGGACGCACUAAAUCGUUUAAGACGGCCGAACUUUUCUCCAUUUAGUUCGAGUAAAACAAAUGAGCCCUUAAUUGUAGUUGAAGAAUCCAACUUUGCAGAAGAAGAUGAGCAGGAAAGUUCGCAAGACACGCCAACCCAGCAAAAAGCUAGUCUUGACAUAGAUUCACCUUGUAAUCCAUACUUACUGUCACCAUGGAGGGAUCCUAGAGAAACAAGAAAGCAUUCGUUGCCUUCACAGCAGGUGACUGAAGGAAUAACAGCAAGUCAAGUGCGACGGUUAUCAGAACGGGGAGGAGAAGGCUCAGGACCAAGUCCCAAGGAAGCAGCAUUCUUGGCAACAUUAUCCCAAGCUCCGGCUCCAUCUGGGCGCAGGCAUUCCGUAGUAACAAUAUCAAAAAUGCCAACAACUCUAUUUGGCCGAAGUCGAAGAGAAUCUGUUGCUGCUAUACCAGGUGGUGGAGGUAGAGUUUUGGGAUCAAGGAGAGAAAGUGGAGCAUCAGUCGGUCCACCAUCGACAGAUCCAUUAGGUAGUAUACAUAACUUACAGUUAGAUAUAAUGGAUGAUAUAGUACAAUCACGUAAAGCUCGCAUGAAAUUGUGGACAACAAGUAAUGAAAAAGUGUGCGAAGUACAAAUUGUUGAUGAAACUGGUAACACAACAAACAAUUCCCAACGUUAUACAAACCGAAGAUAUUCAGAUUUUAUUGCACUUCCAACAAUACCGUCACAUCGUCGUGCAUCUGAGCAACCAAAUAUUGUUUCUCCUUCUGUGGUUACUCCAGGUGGUAGCGUCAACGUCGUUGGAACACCCAGUGCUAGUGGCGGUAUAACUGCUCCGCCAAUACAAAGGAAAAAAUCCAGAACAGGAUUACUAGGAAGUCGAACUGAAUUAUCAUCAAUAUUUAGUAAUUUGACAUCAUCAGCGAUUGAAAUCAACAAAGUUGAUGAUACACCAUCAACAACAGUAACUUUUCCACAAGUUGGAACUUCAUUUAAAGGGAAAACAAAUUUAACAGCCAGUAAUGCAACUGGUAUGUCAACAUCAAGUUCAAAUAUGUUAGAUCCAAAUGUUGGCCGUUCUACACGUUCAAAUAGCUUUGAUGUUUCAAUUUUACAUAACUGCAAGCAAUUUAUUUCUGAUACGGGUGAUCGCAGUGCCGCUGAGUUAUCUGGAUGGUUCGCUAAACGUCAUGCACCAAUUGCCAAAAAGAAAUCGAUACGUAGCAAAAGUACAGCGAUGGCCUUAUCUAAAGAUAUGCUAGAACGAUUACAGAAUAAGGAUCUAUCAUUAAAAUCAGACUAUGGAAAAUCAAAAUUUUCAUCAUCAUCUUCAGCAACAACAUCAACUAAAACUAAAAAUAAAUCGGACAAUAAAAAUUCAUCACAUAUGGAUGCUCAUAUGAUUGGUAGUGCUAUUGAAGGUUUUCUAAGAAAAAGUUCGAUUUCAUCUGGUAGCAAAGGUGCGAUACCAAAAGAUAAAAAAACUAAACAAACAAGUGCUGUUCGAACCGGUUUGAAUUGGUUUACAAAAAAUGAUGAAGAUGAUACAAAAGAUUCAUGUGAAUCAUCAUUAUGCUCAACAUUAAAAGAUUUAUUUGUGAAAUAAUUAACAGGGAAUUUUAGCUUUAAGUUGACCUAAAAUAUUCAAAUCAACUUUUUCAGAUAAAAAACAAAAAUUUCCCAU